CCAAACAAAACUCCUAUGAACGGAAUAAACAAAGCCCCUGGUAAAACGCAGAUGAGUCAUUUCAGGCCUUUAGACAUAAACGACAUCAGCACCAAUGGCAAUGAACCCCACAAUUAUCAAGAAAGUCCUAACAAAACUCAUAUUAAUCAAUACUACGGUUUUCAAGAAAGUCCAAACAAAACUCCUAGUAACAGAAUGAACAAAGCUCCUGUUAAAACAGAGAUGAGUCAUUUCAGCACUUUAGAUGUGGACAACAGCAGCACCAACAACAAUGAAUACGAUGGCUAUCAAGAAAGUCCAACCAAAACUCCUAUUAACGGUUUGCAGUAUGUUGAUGUGGAUGCAGAAAGCAAGAACUUUCUGUCUGGCAAGAAGAAAUAUGAGAAUGAAUAUACUCCCGGCUCAGCGUCGUUUGGGAUGUCAGUGUUUAAUCUCGGCAAUGCCAUCAUGGGAUGUGGAAUACUGGGGCUUUCCUAUGCCAUGGCCAAUACUGGCAUCGCCCUGUUUGUGAUCCUGCUUGUGGCAGUAUUAAUCUUCUCCUUGUACUCGGUACAUUUGCUACUCAAAACAGCCAAUGAAGGAGGGUCUAUGGUUUACGAACAGCUGGGGUAUAAAGCGUUCGGGAUUCCCGGCAAACUGGCCGCCUCUUGCUCAAUCACCAUGCAAAACUUUGGAGCUAUGGCCAGCUAUCUCUUCAUUGUGAAGUACGAACUACCGAUAGUCAUCAAGUCCUUUCUGGACACCAAUGACAAUUCCUGGUACACUAACGGCGACUACCUCGUGCUGAUCGUCACCGUGGGCAUCAUUUUACCCCUCUCGUUGCUUAAAAACUUGGGUUACCUGGGAUACACGAGUGGCUUCUCCUUGUUGUGCAUGGUGUUCUUCCUCAUUGUGGUGAUCUACAAGAAAUUCCAGAUCCCGUGUCCUCUACCUGAAACCCUUAUUAACAUCACAGUGAACAGCUCUGUGUCUCAACCCAACACCACAGAGGACGACUGCUGCAAACCCAAAUACUUUGUCUUCAACUCACAGACUGUGUAUGCGGUGCCCAUUCUGACAUUUGCAUUUGUCUGCCACCCGGCGAUUCUGCCCAUGUACCAGGAACUCAAAGAUCGUUCCAGACAGAAGAUGCAGAAUGUGGCAAAUGUGUCAUUUCUGGGAAUGUUUGUUAUGUAUCUACUGGCUGCUCUCUUUGGAUAUCUGACCUUCAACGAGGCUGUCGAAUCCGAGCUUCUUCACACUUACUCCAGGGUCUACGAUUUUGAUUUGGUGCUUAUGAUCGUGCGUUUUGCUGUUUUGGUCGCUGUGACCUUAACUGUGCCUGUGGUUCUUUUCCCUAUUCGUACCUCAGUCAACCACCUGACUGGCGCAACUAAAAACUUCAGCUGGCCCCGUCACAUCUCCAUUACCGUCGGCCUGCUUGUCUGCGUAAACAUUCUGGUCAUCUUUGUCCACAACAUCAGAGACAUUUUUGGAUUUAUUGGUGCAUCUGCUGCGGUCAUGCUGAUCUUCAUCCUGCCGUCUGCCUUCUACAUCAAACUGGUGAAGAAAGAGUCUAUAAAGUCUAUUCAAAAGAUCUCGGCCCUUUUGUUCCUGAUCACAGGCAUCUUUGUUAUGUUGGGUAGUAUUACUUUGAUUAUUUUGGACUGGAUCCACAAUGCCGGAGUUUCUGAGGACACUGGCAGUGGCCACUAGUGGACAUGUCAUCUAUGACUGACAGGAAGAUGGGUACGGCACGCGAGUGCAGCUUUGUGUUUGACAUCAGUUUGUACCUUGAUGUUGGUAUGUGGAAGACCGCUUGACCAAUCAGCAAAUGUGAAAAUGUAUUUUUGCUUUUAAAAGGUUUGUUACUGUUGUUUAAAUCUACUAAUGGACAAAAGCUGAUCUGAAGUUACAGCACCAAUUUACUGUAAAUGUAUUUCAAAUCCAAGUAACGGUUCAUCAGCUGUUGGUACGUCAAAGUCAAUAUGAUUUUACUGUUAAUUUGUGAACCCUAUUUAAGAGAAAAUAAUCUUCAAAAUGUCUUGGAGUUCAAAUAAAUUCAUAUAUAUAUUGGUUAAUGUUAAUCACGAUAAGUCAAAUGAUGGCAUUUUAGCUGCAGCCUUUUUAAAUGUUAUUUCACUUUACUAUAUUUAUAUAUAUUUUCAUUUUACUAUAUUUAUAUACUGUACAUGUGUAAAUAGCACAAAUUGAAGUGUAUAUAUGCUGCUAUUUUAUUAUUGUUUCUUGUUCUCAAUCUUGCUCAGUAUGUCUAAAAUAUGAAAUGGCUGUAGAACUGUAGUCUUCUCAUAUAUUACUCAGUGUGUCUGGUAUCUGAUUAGGCCCUCCUCAUUGGACUUGAAUGUUGUUUAACUGAGAGGUUGGCUUGUUUUGGCUUAUUGGUCAGGCCCGACACACACAAACAUACUACUACUACUACUACUAAACUGCAGACCUUCGAAGGGUAAACGCUCCUCAUGUACAAGAGGCCAUUCCUGCCAAUGUUACGCUCUUGUUUCAAUGAAACCCUGUGUAUAUUAUGUAAUUAAUAUCUAAUGAAGUUUUAGGAUAUUCAAUCCAUGUGUAAUUUUUCUCUUUUAUAAAGAUAAGCUAUAUAUUUUCAUAGAUUAUAGAUGUUCUAGAUUUGAUUUUCAUGUCUUAAUCUGCCAAAUAUAAUAGUGUCACUGAAAAUGGUCAUAAAUGAGACAUCAAACCCA
Messenger RNA from Misgurnus anguillicaudatus (oriental weatherfish), 2696 nucleotides. NCBI's taxonomy places the organism in Eukaryota, Metazoa, Chordata, Actinopteri, Cypriniformes, Cobitidae. The record is from RefSeq and is a predicted model, not a curated record.